AUGUCCCACCCUCCUCCUUUACACCCCAACGAAGACCUUGACCAAGAAAAUGAGGAUGAGGUAUUCCUCGACGCAGGAGACGCCGCCGAAGAGAUUCCCGCAGACGACGACCAACCCAUGGACGACCUCGACGAUGAUGACUAUGGUGGUGAAGAAAUGGCUUUCCAAAACGACUCUAGCGCCCACUUUGAUCACCACACAGACUCGAUCUAUUCCAUCGCCCAACACCCCAUUCACACUUUCAUCAUCAUCACAGGCUCCGGCGACCAUACCGCAUACAUAUUCAAUUCUGCCUCCCAGAGGCCGCUCCUUCCAAAGAGUUACGAGUCGAAUCCGCAGCCUAGGGCGGAGCGCGAGUCGUUAUCUAUCAUUGCGAAAUUGGGCGGACAUACUGAUUCUGUGAAUGCGGUGGCGUUCACGGAACCGUUGGGGCAGUAUGUGGUGACUGCGGGAUUGGAUGGGAAGCUGCGCGCAUGGCAGGAUAUGACACCUGGUAAAAUAGCGCUAUCGUGGAAAUUUCUGGCGGAGGUACAGGAGGUGGAGGAGAUAAAUUGGGUCGCUACAUGUCCCUCGACCAGGAGCAGGGCCGAUGAAGAGAAAAAAAACCUUAUUGCGCUAGGUGCCAGUGACGGGAGCGUAUGGGUAUACCGAAUCGAUGAGCUGGGUGAGACAGCACCAAUCUCAAUGGUUUCUUGCUUUUUCCAACAUAAGAAGUCAUGUACGGCAGGCACGUGGACGCCUGAUGGCAAGCUCCUGGCCACCGUUUCGGAAGAUGGGAGCUUCUACGUCUACGAUGUCUUUGGUGCCGCUGCGGCGGCCGGAGUUGCCUCGUCGACUGGUUCACAGGUCGUUGUCGGACUAACGGCUCAAGACCAACGGUUUGCUGUCGAGGGUGGGCUAUUUUCCAUCGCCAUCGCCCCUACGGGUGCCUUUGCCGCAGUUGGUGGUGCAGAGGGACAUAUCAAAAUCGUUGGGCUUCCGCGUCUCCCGUCGUCAACCACCAAACGUGCUGCUUCUCUGUCUGCCACUGGUGGCAGUGCGGGUACACUCCUCGCUUCUCUCCAACCUCAGACGGACAGUGUGGAGACAUUAUCAUUUUCUUCUCCGCCGUUGAUGCUUCUUGCUGCUGGCUCCGUUGACGGGUCGAUUGCUCUUUUCGACACAGCCAACCGCUUCGCUCUACGACGCCAUGUUCGAUCAGCACACGAGGAUGCAGCUGUUGUACAGGUUGAGUUUGUGCGGGAUGAAACACCAUCUACUCAGCGAAAUAUGUUCGGUACCAUAGGCGGCAAUAAUCGGUCAUUCCUCUUAACGUCAGUGGGUAUGGAUGGGGUGGUGCGUCGAUGGGAUGCGCGUGGAAGUACUUUAGGUUCUUUACACGGACUAGUGAAGGAAUGGCGAGGCCAUUUGGGGAUGACUGAGAAUGAGGAGGGGGAGCAGUCUGAAGGAAUCCUGGGAUUUGUACAGGGAGGUGAGGGGUGUAAGAGGAUUGUUACGGCGGGUGAUGAUGGCGUUGCAUUAGUUUUUGAAGAAUAG
This is a messenger RNA of Paracoccidioides brasiliensis Pb18, 1536 nucleotides long. RefSeq lists its product as uncharacterized. The transcript has a single exon. Bases 1 to 1536 code for a protein of 511 amino acids. The record is from RefSeq and is a predicted model, not a curated record. Gene Ontology annotation, molecular function: protein binding.